AACAGCACAGAGUGACCGACUCCGCCGUGCACAAAAUGGCAGCGACUCUUCCCCCCCCCCGAGCUGCGCGCGCAGCACGGUCGGGGUCGCCUACGUCAAAAACACAGGCCAGGCGAGGAAGCGGGUUGUGGCGGCUGCGCGCGCAGCCCAGUUGGAAUGUUCUACUCUGGGGACGGAGAGAGGUGUCCGCAGUCCAGGGAUACCAGCCGCGAUCUAUCCAUCCUGCCAAUGAGGGGUCUUUUCCUAUUUGUGGCCUAAAGUCAGCUGACAGAAUGGCAUACCUGCUGGGCAAUCCAAACUGUAUGGAGAGCUUGAGGAAGGACAUCACCGAUCUACAAGGAGCCAUCAUUGAUGUCUUUUCCCGGGCUGGGGCAGUGCGUUAUCCCUCCUGGAAGUUUCCCAAUAAAGUGUCCUGUGAUCUGGAUCUGGUGGCUUUGCUGGAGCAUUAUGACUAUGUGGAGAAUGACCCUGAAUUUACCCAGCAUUCCCAUGUAAUGCUCCUCGAACUGGUGAUUGACAGGCUGCUUUUGCUGCUUCAGAGCUUCACAGGCUACAUGGAGAAUCUCAUCAGCAAACAAGCUGUGCCCCCGUCCCAGGCAGUGGGACCCUGCAUGUCCAUUGGGCUGGCUGUGAGGAAGUACUGGAACAGCACACUGAAACUGGGAGCGCUCCAUCAGCAGCUAGUGACUGAGAAGAAAUCUAACAGGAGGGACAUCUCUGCACUGAAAUCUACCCUGCAAGACGUGAAAGCUGAGAAUGAGCAUUUGAAAAGCUGCUCACCCAUGAUUUCAGAAUCAGGUGCAUCAUUAGCCAGUGCCCAGUCAACCCUCUCAUGUCUACCACAAACCAUCCAUGGGCCAGACUGUGAUUUCUCAGACACCUCGCAGCCACGGUCUGCAUAUGGUGUCACCAAGAAUGUCUGUAGUGUCCAUUCUCAGACAAUUGAAUCAUCUCUGGUGCCCUGCGAUGCAUGUGCAAGUGGCCAGGCCAGCCUCCGGGAGGUCGGUAAAGCCAUCAUCAGCAUCUGCCACAGCCAGAACAUCCCCUCAUCCCUGGGCAAAUUCCAAGAGAUGGUUGAGGAGACCCUAGGCAACAAGCCACUCACCGCUAUGGACAUGAGUUUCUGGGCAUCAGAACAGAGCAAAGACCUCUCCCGUAUCAACAAACAUCUUGGGGGGCUGAUGCAGCUGAUAAACCCUUUGAAGGCAGAGCUGGAAGAAUCUGAGAAACAGAAGGAUGAACUGAGGAAGCAGGUUGAGGACUUUGACAAGCUUCUUCAGAAGGAGAAUGAGACCCAGGAACGGCAGAGGAAGGCGGCUGAGCAGUACUUGGAGGAAAAGAUCAAAGAGAAUUUGCAGAUCACAGCCAAACUGGAGAAGGACAAGGAAGAUCUACGGACAGGAGCUGUUGUGCUGGAGGAGAGAAUUUCCACCUUGAAAGAAGAGCUGCUGUCACAGCAAGCUACCAUGCGAGAGCUGGAGCUGACCAAAAGCACCCUGCUGGAGGAGAUGAGGACUAAGAUGGCCCACAAGAGCCAGAUGACGAAGCUGGAAGACCAAGUGCAGCUGCUAACCAGCCAGUUGGAGAACGCAAGCCACACGCUCAGUGGGGCCACCACCCAGCUGGACAAGGAGAAGGCCAAAGUGGAAAGCAUGCUCAGGCAUGAGGAGUCGCUCCAGGCCAAGCAGAGGGCCCUGUUGCAACAGCUGGACUGCCUGGAUCAGGAGUGUGAGGAGCUGAGGGCCAGCCUAGGCGAAGCGGAGGACGACAAGGCUAAGCUGGAGCAACAGCUGAAGGAGACACAGGCUGAGAAGCGGCAGGUUCAGGGCCAGCUCGAAGCCCAGCAGCAGCUAAUGGAGAACCUGCAGCAGGAGAAGCUGAGCUUCGAGCAGUCUACAUCUGAACUACUCAGGAACAUCUCUGAGCUGGAUGAGCUGCUCCAGGAGCUGAAGGAGAGGGAGAGGCUGCUGGUGUCCUUUCCAGACCUCCACAUCCCUGCUGAGGCGCAGUUUGAGAGCACUGGGGACAUCGCUGAUGACAUGGAAAAGCAGCUGCAGGCGAACAACAUCCGCAUCAGCGUCCUGGAGGAAGAGAACUCGCGGCUCAGGACCGCACUAGCCAAAAUGAAAGAAACAGCCCAGGAAGGAGUGUUAAGGCAACCCUUCCCUCGCACACAGACCUCCAAGCAGCACAGUGCCCCAUCGGCUUGCGAGUGGCCAAGCCAGCAGCCAGAGCACAGCACUCCAGAGACCGCCAAGCAGCCAUCUAAAGCCAUCGUCCGCAGAGGCCACGUGGAAGGCAAUGUCCUGCGUCUCCCUUCCAGUCGAGAACUCGGCCAUCAACACUUACGCCAGACUGAAAGGGAAAGGCAGCGCAGCCAGAGUCCAGGCCCGCUCAGCUCACAGCCCCAGGAACCACCAGAAAUAGAACCCCAGGAGAGCAACCCCUGCUGGAGGUGUUCAGCUAGGGACACAAAUAAAGCUGUUUACUGUUCAUCCCCAAGGCUCCCUCCGAGUGCAGGGCUGCUGUCUGUGACAGUGAAAGAGACUCAAAAGGGCUGUGCCACGUGGGAGCCCAGGGCUUCUCUGCCACUCACUGCUUCCUAACUGAGAUGGGCCACUUGCUGGAGUCAGGUAGGUCAGCUUAUGGGGGACGCAAGUUUGCAGAUGACACUAAACUGGGAGGAGUUGUAGAUACACUGGAGGGUAGGGAUAGGAUACAGA
Molecule: messenger RNA, 2723 nt
Organism: Trachemys scripta elegans
Lineage: Eukaryota; Metazoa; Chordata; Testudines; Emydidae
Gene: CCDC157
Product: coiled-coil domain containing 157
Exons: 10
Coding region: 36-2606 (856 amino acids)
Source: RefSeq, a predicted model, not a curated record